UUUGGAUUAGUUCAAUUCCCAUGAUGUACACUAUUUGAUCGCAUGGCACUUUUGUAUAUGCUCCGGUUCAUGAUUGUAUGCCUCAACGAGUCGGACCAAGCGAAAUCCCGGACAAUAAGGAUUGAUCUGAAUGAUUAUGUUUACAUUGUUGCAGGAGAAAUUGGCUCGUAGUUACUAUAUUAUAUGCCUUUUAUGUUUGUUCGUAUGUAUGGGCGAUGUUGAUGCGGGAGGGAAAGUGGGACGCCGCAUUCAUUCUUUCCAUUCUUGCCUUCCGCGCCUGCCAAAAACCCACUUUUCACUUCUGCAACUUUCGUCGCUCGGAGGAACUGAAGCAGUACCGGGGAUUUCUCGAAUUCUGCAGUACUUGUAUCAUUAUUUACGAGUAGUAUAUACCCCAUUACUCUUCUUCGCGAUCAUGGCAAGUGCGCCAGCAGGGCCCCUGAGCAUAUGCAUAAUUCCUGUCCAAGCUAUUUCCGCAAAGGAUGUAUAUGCAUACUACUAGUGUAGCACACUCCCAUGCAUUCUGCAUGAUGAUAUAUGGCUAUGAAGCAUACAACUCACCCCUCCCCCGCCAUCACACUGCCCGCAUGCCC
Messenger RNA from Aspergillus vadensis CBS 113365, 593 nucleotides. RefSeq lists its product as uncharacterized. The record is from RefSeq and is a predicted model, not a curated record. The transcript is spliced from 2 exons. The coding region runs from base 131 to 502 and encodes 123 amino acids. NCBI's taxonomy places the organism in Eukaryota, Fungi, Ascomycota, Eurotiomycetes, Eurotiales, Aspergillaceae.